UCAGAGACACCGGUAAUAGUCAGCGGGGCGGAUUAUGAGUCGAAGUAUCCCUGCUUAACACAGCGUAAAACAACCUACCGCUUUACCUGACUUUGACAGCUUCUUGAAGCUAUAGCUAUACCUUUGUUUUAUUUUUCAACGUCGCACUGAAGAUAACGUUAAAGCUAGAAGAUAAACGUAUCGCAGAAGAUGUCUGUGGUGGGAUUUGACUUGGGCUUUCAAAGCUGCUAUGUAGCUGUAGCCCGAGCUGGAGGGAUCGAGACAGUCGCCAACGAGUACAGCGACAGAUGCACACCGUCAUUUGUAUCAUUUGGACCACAAAAUCGAUCCAUAGGAGCAGCUGCAAAGAGCCAGGUGGUGACCAACUGUAAGAACACGGUGCAGGGCUUCAAGCGGUUCCAUGGCAGGACGUUCACAGACCCCUACGUCCAGUCAACCAAGUCUAACUUGGUGUACGACCUGGCACAGAUGCCCUCUGGAGCCGCCGGCAUAAAAGUGAUGUACAUGGAGGAGGAGAGAGUGUUCAGUAUCGAGCAGGUCACUGGCAUGCUGCUGACCAAACUGAAGGAGACUGCUGAAAGUGCACUGAAGAAACCAGUCGCAGACUGUGUCAUCUCGGUCCCGAGCUAUUUCACUGAUGCAGAGAGGAGGUCUGUCAUGGAUGCAGCUCAGAUCGCAGGCCUCAACUGUCUACGGCUAAUGAAUGAGACCACUGCAGUGACUCUGGCAUAUGGCAUCUACAAGCAGGACCUGCCAGCUCCAGAAGAGAAGCCCAGGAUAGUGGUGUUUGUGGAUGUGGGCCACUCUGGUUACCAGGUGUCAGUUUGUGCCUUCAACAAGGGAAAGCUCAAGAUCCUGGCUACAGCGUUUGAUCCAGAGCUUGGCGGGAAGGACUUUGAUGACAUCCUGGUUAACUACUUCUGUGAGGAGUUUGGGAAGAAAUACAAGCUGGACGUCAAGUCUAAGCCCCGGGCGCUGGUGCGGCUCUACCAAGAGUGUGAGAAGCUCAAGAAGCUGAUGAGUGCCAACUCCUCCGACCUGCCUCUCAACAUCGAGUGCUUCAUGAACGACAUUGACGUUUCCAGUAAACUUAACAGAGGUCAGUUUGAGGAGAUGUGUGCGGGUCUGCUGGCCAAAGUAGAGGGUCCCCUGCGCAGCGUAAUGGAACAAGCCAAGCUGAAAAAGGAAGAUAUCUAUGCAGUGGAGAUCAUUGGUGGUGCCUCCAGAAUCCCUGCUAUCAAAGAGCGAAUCAGCAAAUUCUUCGGCAAAGAGCUGAGCACUACCCUGAAUGCAGACGAGGCCGUGGCCAGAGGCUGUGCUCUGCAGUGUGCCAUCCUGUCACCAGCAUUCAAAGUCAGAGAGUUCUCCAUUACAGAUGUUGUCCCUUACUCCGUCUCCCUAAAAUGGAACUCAGCCGCAGAAGAAGGACUGAGUGAUUGUGAAGUUUUCCCAAAGAACCAUGCAGCUCCCUUCUCCAAAGUUCUGACCUUCUACCGGAAAGAGCCCUUCACCCUUGAAGCUUACUACAACAACCCCAAGGAGCUUCCCUACCCCAGCACCACUAUAGGGCAGUUCCUGAUCCAGAAUGUGGUUCCUCAGGCAUCUGGUGAGAGUGCAAAGGUCAAGGUGAAAGUUCGGGUUAACGUUCACGGUUUGUUCAGUGUAUCGAGUGCAUCGCUCGUAGAAGUUGUAAAAACAGCCGAGGGGGAGGAGCCGAUGGAGACAGACCAGACAGCGAAGGAAGAGGAGAAUAAAAUGCAGGUGGAUCAGGAGGAUCAGAAACUUCAAACUGGAGAAAAUGGAGACAAGAAAUCUGAGACUGAAGAGAUGGAGACGACGGAGGACGCAAAGCAGGAGAAGAAGAACGACCAGCCCCCUCAGGCGAAGAAACCCAAAGUGAAAACGAAGACAGUGGAGCUGCCCAUAGAGAACAAUUUGCACUGGCAGCUGUCCAGUGAAGUACUAAAUAUGUUUGUGGAGAAUGAGGGUAAGAUGAUCAUGCAGGACAAACUGGAGAAGGAGAGGAACGACGCAAAGAACAAUGUAGAAGAGUACGUGUAUGACAUGAGAGACAAACUGCACGGCGUCCUGGAGAAGUUUGUGAACGAAGCUGAUCGUGAUGCAUUCUCAUUAAAACUGGAGGACACAGAGAACUGGCUGUAUGAGGACGGAGAAGACCAACAGAAACAAGUUUACAUUGACAAACUGGCUGAAUUGAAGAAAUUCGGCCAGCCUAUCCAGGAGAGAUACAUGGAAGCUGAGGAGAGGCCGAAAGCAUUUGAGGACCUUGGCAGACAAAUCCAGAUGUACAUGAAAAUCGUUGAAGCUUACAAGGCAAAGGAUGAGCAGUAUGAUCACCUGGAUGAGCUUGAGGUGACUCGGGUGGACAAGCAUGUGAACGACGCCAUGGUCUGGAUGAACAGCAAGAUGAACCAGCAGAACAGUCAGGACCUCACCCUGGAUCCAGUGGUAAAAGUUGAGGAAAUCAAGGCCAAGACUAAGGAACUUUAUUCAGCCUGCCACCCAGUGGUAUCCAAACCUAAGCCCAAGGUGGAGCCUCCUAAGGAGGAGAAGACAGAAAAUGGACCAGUCAAUGGGCAGGAGGGAACAGAGAGCCAGCCAUGCAACCCGGACAAAGCCACAUCCGCAGGGACGGAACAGGAAACAGCGGAGAGCAAGCUCCCUGAGAUGGACAUUGACUAACUGUUGCGGCUGCCGCCCCUGAGCUUCACCCUCCGUCUGUCCUGCUACUCGCCCCCGAUUCUGUUGUUCUUUUGAGAUUGUUAUUGAUGACACAGUAGCCUCUCUCUCUUCAGGACACAGACAGCAGCAUCCCUAAUCAAUACUGCUCAUCAGUCAGCCUCCUCGGCAUGUCAUUUCUCAUUUUCUUUGAUGAAUACAAAAACAAUGCAUAAUAUUAAUAGUGAAUGGACUACUUUAUGACAUAAAAGUUGUGAGUAUGGAAUGGAAACUGCUUUCUCUGUGUUUCUUUAUAUUAUAUUAAAGAUUGUUUUUAUUCAGCAGCUCGGGAGCAUAUUUAAGCUAAGAAUGUCAGAUUUGAGGAACAGUCAGGAAAGUGGUUCUGCAGGAAAAAAACUAGUAAUAAACACAGGAUUAAUGAAAAUGUAAAAUAUUGCAUUAUGCCUAAGUAAGGUAGAGAUACAGAGGUACUUGAAAAUGAACAUGGAUUGUUUCAAAAUUGUACAUGACAAAUAGUGCAUUUUUUCACUACAAGUAAGUAACUGCUGGAUUAUUAUUAUGUAUUUAGUUUAAAAGGAAGGACGGAGUUUUUGAGUUUACUCGUACUGUAUGUUGAAACUAGAUUCUACAAGUUACUGUCAUGCAGUAUUUCAUUGUUUGGCUUUUCUCAUUCAAAAGCAAUGGUCCGUUGGUUGUUCUCUGGUAGCCUUGUAUUGUUUUUUUUCUACUCAACAGUGUGAAUGCUGGUAUAACAAAUCACCUUCUGGGUGCUGCUGUUGUUGCCGCAUCACCAAAAAAAGCAAAAAUAAAUCUUGACCAAAAAAAG
This is a messenger RNA of Toxotes jaculatrix (banded archerfish), 3526 nucleotides long. It is a transcript of the gene hspa4a, whose product is annotated as heat shock protein 4a. The record is from RefSeq and is a predicted model, not a curated record. Gene Ontology annotation, molecular function: ATP binding; ATP-dependent protein folding chaperone. Gene Ontology annotation, cellular component: nucleus; cytosol. The transcript has 19 exons. Lineage: Eukaryota; Metazoa; Chordata; Actinopteri; Toxotidae. Gene Ontology annotation, biological process: protein folding. Bases 190 to 2703 code for a protein of 837 amino acids.